Ruditapes philippinarum (Manila clam) is the source of this 2569-nucleotide messenger RNA. RefSeq names its product acetylcholine receptor subunit alpha-1-B-like. The transcript has 2 exons. NCBI's taxonomy places the organism in Eukaryota, Metazoa, Mollusca, Bivalvia, Venerida, Veneridae. Gene Ontology annotation, molecular function: extracellular ligand-gated monoatomic ion channel activity; transmembrane signaling receptor activity; neurotransmitter receptor activity. The coding region runs from base 400 to 1797 and encodes 465 amino acids. Gene Ontology annotation, biological process: regulation of membrane potential; signal transduction; chemical synaptic transmission. Gene Ontology annotation, cellular component: membrane; synapse; neuron projection. The record is from RefSeq and is a predicted model, not a curated record.
GAAAAAUAAAUUUGGUUGUACGCUCACUGCUGUGACCCGGAUUAAACUUUUUUGGUUGAAUAAAAGUGCACAUUUUACUCGCUAUUGAAUAUAAGAUAGAUAAUGACGGACGACUACUGGACUGAAUAGAAGUAAUGUUUAAAUAACUGUACAAGAUGAUCUAUAAAUUAACAAUGCAUAAAAAAAUGACCAGUCUUGUAUUUGUUCUCUUUAAACCGAACUAAAUUUUUGUUUCAUAAGAGAUACAUGUAGAUAAAUGAGUACUUCAAACCUUUAAUACACCAUUGAAAAAUUUGCAUAUCUUUAUGAAUAAAUGAAGGAUUGUAUAAAUUUAAAUAAGGAAAACACGCAUAUAUUCGGUUUUACAUCUGACAGUUUGAUCGAAACAACGUUGGCACCAUGGCGACCUCCAACAUUAGGUAUCCAUUUAUGCGACAAACUAAAAUGGUCCUAUUCUUAUUAAUCUUUCUGGUGUUCAGAGUUUCCCUGGGUAACUGCCACACUUUGAACGACACAAACCGGUUGCUUAAAGAGAAGCUAGCUGACUAUAAUAAAAGCACGAGACCAACCUUCAACCAAUCAGAACCAACCGUUGUGAGCUUCAGUUUGGAUGUAGUUUAUUUUCAAGAGUUUGAUGAAGUUCAACAAAAGGUAACAUUUAUUUCUGUUCCAACAAUAAGCUGGAUCGAUGAACAAAUGCAAUGGAAUCCGGCAGAUUACGGAGGAUUGGCCUCAUUAAUUACAACUAGUGGUCCAUUCUGGAUACCUAACAUUGUAUUAUCCAACAGCGUAGGUGAUAUAAAGCCGAUAGGUAAUGACUGGCAAAUGAUCCGCUAUUUUUCAAAUGGUCAGGCCUAUUUUAGUCCAUCGACUGCAUAUUCAAGCGCAUGCGGUGUUGAUGUAACAUAUUACCCGUAUGAUAGACACACAUGUGAAUUAAGUUUUACACCCCAAGGAUAUGGAGAGUCUGAAGUGUAUAUAUCAGUCGAAAAUAACAAAGUCGGGACAACCUAUUAUAUAGAAAAUGGUGGUUGGUAUUUUAAGGAUUCAAAUAUUCAAACAAUUCAUACUACAUACUAUAGCGAAAUGAUUAUCUCGCUUACCUUAGAGAGAAAGCCUCUUUACGUCAUCGUAAACGUCAUUCUUCCAAUAAUAUUUUUGGCGUAUCUAAGCAAUGUUGUUUUUGUCAUUCCUGCUGAUUGUGGUGAAAGGAUAUCGUACAGUAUAACUGUUUUGCUUGCAAUUGCCGUAUAUCUAACAAUAGUUGGUGAUAAUUUACCUAAAACCUCUAAACCAAUGGCUUACUUCAGUUAUUAUUUACUUGCGAUGUUAGUAACAAGUAUCUUAGUUACCAUGGCAACUAUUUUCAGUCUUCGCAUUUAUCACAAUGACGAGUCCGAGCCUGUUACAGGAGUUUGGGCAAAACUUGCUGCUUGCUUUAAGUGUAGGAAAGGUAAUAAACAGAAGAAAUAUGUGAAUUACACCGAUGCGGACCACAGACAAGUACGACAGAAUGGUAUUGUUAAUGCAAACAACAACCCAUAUGUAGUUGUAAGAGAUGCAUACAAGCCAAAUGUACAUACUGCGAGACUGCAAGUACGAAAUGGACGGAAUUUAGACAUAUUAGACAGACGGGAAAUGACAUCAUCAACUGAUAAAAUAAACAACGUCGAACAAUUUUCUUGGAAAGAUGUUAGCGUUGCGAUUGACAAAAUAUUUUUUGUGUUUUUCAUUAUCUUUCUUACAGUAGCCACGGUUGUUUUCGUGGCAAUUAUCGCAUCAGAGCGCAAAAAAUGAUAGUUUAUAGUGAAUACUGUUUGUGUUUGUGCUAUUCUAAUGGGUUGUAAAGUUCAAGCUUGGUGUGCAAACAUGUAUUCUUGUGAACCCGCAGAACUAAAAAAAGAAUACAAUUUUAUGCAAUGAACGAGUGAAGCAAGUCAACCAGAUUAGCACACUUAUGUUAUAGAUGCAUAAAAAAGCAGGAAGAUCUUAACAAAACCGACGUGAUUAUUUUUCCCUAGGAAAAGCGUAUGGAUAUAAUGUCAAUUCACAAUUGUGACGUCACUACUACAAAUUCAAGGCGUGGAAUAGGGAAAAUCAACUCGGACAGCUAAAAAAAAUACCUACUCCGUACUGGAGGCAAAUUUCACCCUAUUUCAAUUUCAGCAGGGUAUGGGCUAAAAAACUGAUAAAAGUCUUCGGAUUUACAAACUAAAUAAUGUUGUCGAUUAUUUUUCAAGCUUUAUAAAUAAUGUGCUGUGCUUAUCGUGUAGGUAAUACUUAUGAGUUAAAUAUUAAACCCAGUAACACAAAAUUGUAAAACAUGUAUGAACAAUUGCACAAAACAGAGAAUGAAUUUAAAAGAUUAAUUUGAUCAGAAUUAUAUAUAUUAAGCUAGCAACAUCGAUUUUUUUUCUGUGACUCUCACCAUUUUUAUUUAUUUGUAUAACAAUUAAAGGACUAAUUGCGAGGUGUCUUAACAUUAAUAUAUUAACACUAGAAGAUUCGGAAGAUAUGUAGUAUAGAGUUUAAUUGUAAUGUUUUCAUCAAUAAAAAUCACCAUCCUUCA